UCGACAAACACACAUCACCUCCCUCGACACACAUGUUCUGAAACCGCCUGAGCAUACAAUUUGCCCCAGCUGUCGUUCCCGGUCCAGCUAGCCAGCCAUGUCCACGGGCUCUCUCAGCGACGUUGACGACUUUCAGGAUGCAGAACUUCUAGAUGGCCUUCUGAAGUUUGGCUCGGGGAAGGAUUCUGGCGCGUCCCACGACAGCACAGAGGAAAGUUCCAACGGCGAGGGCGCGGGCGCCCAGGAACACACCGGCACCGCCACAUCUACAAAGCGAAGGAAAACCUCCAAUGGAAGGAAGUCGGCGCCCAACGGCGUGGCGCACGAGGGCAAACAGGUCCAAAGGAACGCUGCCAACGCGAGGGAGAGGGCAAGAAUGCGGGUGCUGAGCAAAGCUUUCUCGCGGCUCAAGACAACUUUGCCCUGGGUGCCAGCGGACACUAAGCUCUCCAAACUGGACACUUUACGUUUAGCUUCCAGCUACAUAGCACAUCUCCGACAAAUACUGGCAAACGACAAAUAUGAUAACGGAUAUAUCCAUCCUGUUAAUUUGACAUGGCCUUUCAUGGUGGCGGGGAAGCCAGAGAACGACCUGAAAGAGAUCCUCAACUCCACGCGGUUAUGUGGAACACCUGCAUCGUGAGGUCCACAAGACACAUUCCUAAUAGGCUACUUGGACUG
Engraulis encrasicolus (European anchovy) is the source of this 681-nucleotide messenger RNA. RefSeq names its product transcription factor 21 (gene tcf21). Bases 98 to 643 code for a protein of 181 amino acids. Lineage: Eukaryota; Metazoa; Chordata; Actinopteri; Clupeiformes; Engraulidae. Gene Ontology annotation, biological process: developmental process; regulation of transcription by RNA polymerase II. The transcript is spliced from 2 exons. The record is from RefSeq and is a predicted model, not a curated record. Gene Ontology annotation, molecular function: protein dimerization activity; DNA-binding transcription factor activity, RNA polymerase II-specific; RNA polymerase II transcription regulatory region sequence-specific DNA binding.